This is a messenger RNA of Tetranychus urticae (two-spotted spider mite), 2493 nucleotides long. RefSeq lists its product as uncharacterized. Gene Ontology annotation, biological process: regulation of transcription by RNA polymerase II. Gene Ontology annotation, molecular function: histone H3 acetyltransferase activity; chromatin binding; transcription coregulator activity. The record is from RefSeq and is a predicted model, not a curated record. Gene Ontology annotation, cellular component: nucleus; MOZ/MORF histone acetyltransferase complex; chromatin. NCBI's taxonomy places the organism in Eukaryota, Metazoa, Arthropoda, Arachnida, Trombidiformes, Tetranychidae.
AAUAAACUCGGAUCUAUUCAACUCGUUUUGAUGAUUGUUAUCAAUCUGUCGGUUCAUUUUUUGUUCAACUUUAAUAAAUUGUCUCAAUUUUCAAUUGAGAUGAUAUGUUAUUAAAUUGUUUGUUUGAAUCUUUGUUAUCGUUUGGAAUAUUUGUUUAAUAUUUUUCAGGUUAUUUGAAGUAUCUAUACAGGAAUACAAUGUAUAUCAGAAAGGUCAAUUGGACUUAAUUAUUCUUGCUGCUUGGCAAACUAGUUCUUAAAACAAAAUUAUUUAGUCAUCAUUUUUUUGAUGAUGACAACAUCACAAGUUUCACCACCAUUAAGGACAUUGCCAACCAGCGUUAGCGAGUUUGAUAAAAAGCUAUUCAAAGAAGCUCAAGAAGUCGCUGAGAAACAAUUUUCUACUCAUAUUUGUACACCAUUGAAAGAUAAAUCGGGAAUAAUUCUCGAUAAGGAUAAAGAUAAAGACAAAGACAAGGAAAAGAAACUCAAUUCAAGUGUUAGCUGUACUCCUGGAUUAACCGGUGGAUCCCCAACCUCUACCCUUAGAUGUCCAGCUGCAAUUGAAUUUGGAAAAUAUGAAAUUGAUACUUGGUACUCAUCACCAUAUCCUCAAGAAUAUGCUCGACUUCAUAAGCUGUUUAUUUGUGAAUUCUGUUUAAAAUACAUGAAAAGCAAGCCUAUCUUGGAAAGGCAUUCUACUAAAUGUGUUCUUUUUCAACCUCCUGCAACUGAGAUUUAUCGUAACAAUCAUAUUAUUGAUGAUGAUGAUGUCCAAUUAAGUGUUUUCGAAGUGGAUGGCUUGGUUAGCAAAAUAUAUUGUCAAAAUUUAUGUCUUCUUGCAAAAUUAUUUCUCGACCAUAAAACUUUAUAUUAUGACGUCGAACCUUUCCUAUUUUAUGUAUUGACUCGAAAUGAUGAAAAAGGCUGUCAUCUUGUUGGGUAUUUCAGCAAAGAAAAACAUUGUGCGCAAAAAUAUAAUGUUUCUUGUAUUAUGACACUUCCUAUUUAUCAAAGACAGGGUUAUGGACGAUUCCUUAUUGAAUUCAGUUAUCUUCUUUCACGACGUGAAGGUAUGGCUGGUACACCAGAAAAGCCUCUUUCUGACCUUGGUAAACUAUCAUACCAAUCGUUCUGGAAGUCAAGUAUAUUAAAGUUCAUUAAAGACAAAGAAACCACCAACAUUGAAGAAAUUUCCAAAGCAACCGGUAUGAAUGUGCACGACAUUGCAUCAACUUUACAAACAUUUGAUAUGAUCAGUUAUCACGAAGAGGAAGGAUCUCCAAAGUAUAAUAUAAAAUUGAAAGCAGAAAUGCUUGAAAGUUUAUCAAGACGUAGACUAUGGGUCGAGGAAGACGGCUUACGAUGGACACCAUUAAUAGCACCUAAUAGUGUUUGUAGUCAAGAAGGAAGUGCAGGUGAAGAAGAUGAACAACCGCACAUCCAACUAACCAUAGAUGAACAAAAAAUUAAAAGUGGCCCUAUUGGUCCUGCCAAAAAUUCGCUUACUCCACUGCCUUCAAAUAAUGAUUCUACUAUUUUAACUUCAAAGUCUUCGCGUAAAAAAAGGAGAAGAAAGACCAAGACAUGGUAUGAUUCUGCAAAAAAGAGAAAACAGAGGUCGGAUUUAAAAAUUCCACAAGAUGAAAACGCUCUCGACGAAGCCAUUGAUGGCAAUUUAAACAAUAAUGGUGACCUAGAUCAAGAAAUGGAUGAGGAUAGGAAUGAUGACAACACUAGACAAUCAAUCGUUUGCUCUUCUCGUAACUCACCAGAAGACUUUGGUUCGUCCACGGAAGAGGAAACUGAAAAGGGUGAUCUUAUUUUCAACAAUACCAUGACUAGUGAGAUCGAUGAUUCGUUUGUUAAGGGACACUCUGGACCGAUCAAGAAAGAGUCUUCUUUAUCACCAGCCAAAACUCGAGCACUUGCCAGACUUAACUCUUCAGUUAACAUGACCAAUCUAAAUGGUACAAUGAAUGAAAGUAAAGAUGAAAAAGCAUCACCUAUCAUUAGUGGUAAAAUUAAUGAUGUGAAUAAGAUAACUGAAGAAACUAAACUCAUCAGUAUGAAAGAUUUCGAUGAUAGUGAUGAAGAUAGUAAUGACAAUAGUAAUAUUUCCAAAUCAAUUUCAAAAAUUACUAAAUCCAACGGACCAGUUGGAAUAAAAAAAGAAUCCUCUGAUACAUUGGAGGACGAGGUUGGUCAACUUUUGCAGGAUAAAUCUGAGGAUGAAGAUCUCAAUGAUUCAACUUCAACAGAGGUUGAUAUGUGCUAAUUUUUUUCCUGUAAUUAUAGAGAAAUAAGAGAUUCUGUCAAUGUUUAUUUAUUUUGUGAUUAAGACACAUGCAGUUUUUUUACUGCUCUACACGAGCUAUCUCAUUCUUUCUUUCUUUCUAUAUAUAAUCUUUCAAUCCAACUUUUUCACUUAGCAUCCAAUGAAUACAAUAAUAAAAACGAAAUUAUGUUCACUAUUAAAAAUGUUCAAUUUUCA